UGUUUUUGUAAAUAAGAAUCAUAAGAAUUAAGUUAGUUAGCAAAAGUUAAAGUUUAUUAUAAAGCCAUGUAUGAACCGGGUAUAAUAAAAAAAUUGGAUGAAGAAGUGGUAAAUCGCAUUGCAGCUGGCGAAAUUGUACAAAGACCAGCUAAUGCAUUAAAGGAAUUAAUAGAAAACAGUUUGGAUGCUCGCUCUACAAAUAUAAUCAUCACUGUGAAAGCUGGUGGUUUAAAAUAUCUACAGAUCCAAGACAAUGGAACAGGCAUCAGGCACGACAACUUGGAUAUAGUAUGCGAGAGGUUCACCACAUCCAAGUUGUCUCAGUAUGAAGACCUGCAGGCCAUCAGCACGUACGGCUUCCGGGGCGAAGCCCUAGCGAGUAUCAGCCAUAUUGCUCAUCUGACCAUUCUAACUAAGACUGCUAGCGAUAAGUGCGCUUAUAAGGCCUCCUACGAAAAUGGCAAGCUAAAAGGGCCUAUAAAGCCCUGCGCAGGCAACAAUGGUACACAAAUAACCGUAGAAGACCUGUUCUACAACGUGUUAGCCCGCAAGCGAGCCCUGCGGAGCCCUAACGAGGAGUAUACGCAUAUAAUGGAGGUGGUUGGGGGAUAUGCUAUACACAACAGUCAUGUCGGAUUUACUCUGAAGAAGUUUGGUGAAAACACUGAUAUUAAAACGCCUAUCAAAUCAUCGGUUAUUGAUAAUGUUAGAAUUAUCCAUGGUAACUCCAUUGCUCGUGAACUGCUCGAGAUGGAGGUGAAGGAUCCGACACUGAAGAUGUCAGUUCACGGCUACAUCACCAAUGUGAACUACUCUCACAAGAAAGGCGCCAUGUUGCUGUUCAUCAACCAUCGAUUGGUCGACUCCCCAACAAUUCGCAAAGCAGUGGACUCCGUUUAUGCGACGUAUUUGCCGAAAAACGCACAUUCCUAUGUGUAUCUGAGCUUAGAAUUAGACCCUAAAAAUGUGGACGUGAACGUGCAUCCAACGAAACAUGAAGUACAAUUUCUGUAUGAAGAACAAAUCAUAGACAGAAUCAAAACCGCCAUAGAGACCAAACUGCUUAGCUGUAACUCGUCUAGGGUUAUGUACACUCAGGCCAGACUACCAGGCGCAACAAUGGUCGAUGAAAUAGUUAGAAAAACAACCGACGGUGCCAAAGUAUACGCCAAAGACUUAGUCCGAGUCGACUCAGACACACAGAAGAUCGAUAAGUUCUUCCGAGUCGCCAACAAACAGACGGACAGACCACAGACAAACAAAACAGAUCUAACCAAAGACUACAUAGCUGUCAUAGAUGAUGCAAGUGAUAGAAACGAACUAGACAGGAGAAAAGAAACAAAUAGAACAACAAAUACAGAAGCAAAUGUUCCUAUGGACGUCGAUAUAUUUGAAGAAAAUAAUGAACCAACUAAUAAAGAAAUUACAACACCACGUUUCGUAUUCGAAGACGAAGACCACUUGAACGAUAUAGAAAAUUCAGUCAAAGAACCAAAUAAAACUAAUAAUAUUAAUACAGAACCAAAUAAUAAAAAUCCAAUAGAUUUAAUCGAUUUAGAAAGCCCAUCAAAAGAACCAAACAAUAAAAAUCCAAAAGAUAUGGACUACUUGGAUAGUUCUUUAGUAUCAGAACCGAAUAAAAAUAACUACCCAAAACAUAACUGGAAAUCUGUAGCAGUAGAAAAUGAAAAUAUUUCCUAUAUAGAUCCGAAAGAGUCGUUCAAAACUAGAACUUUUAAGUAUGAAAGAGUAGAAACUAAGUUAACCAGUGUAAAACAGUUGAGAUAUCGUGUGGAGAAUACGUGCAGUAUGAAUUUGAGGGAGAUAUUGGCUAACCUGAUUUUCAUAGCGUGCAUAGAUUGUAAUAGGUCAUUAAUACAGCAUUCCACUAAGCUUUAUCUAUGUGAAACUUCUCGAUUGACCGAAGAGUUAUUUUACGAAACAAUACUAUACGAUUUCCAAAAUCUCGGUCUGAUAAAGCUAUCGAACCCGCUACCCUUGGAAGAGCUAUUUGUGCUAGGCCUCAGGGCACAGGAGGAUGAAUGGAACCCAGAAUUAGGCGACAUGCGCGAGUUAUCUCAACAGAUGGUCGAGCUGCUGGUGUCAAAGCGGGCGAUGUUACUGGAAUACUUCUCCUUAGAGGUUACCUCACAGGGGGAGUUAGCCGCCUUGCCAUUAUUAGUAGAUGGUCACACUCCAUUCAUGGGCGCCUUACCAACAUACCUAGUCCGUCUAGUCACUGAAGUCAACUGGGAUUCAGAGAAGGAAUGCUUCGACACGUUCAGUCGGCAAACAGCCAUAUUUUACUCUCAACCCAACCCAGAUACAUUAGAGGAUAUAGUGAAAUCGGAGAUGUGGAAACAGGAACAUAUAAUUUUUCCCGCGAUCAGAAGGAAUUUCCUACCGCCUACUAGUUUUGUUAGCAAUGGGGCGAUUUUGCAGAUCGCUAGUCUCGCUGAUUUGUACAAAGUGUUUGAAAGAUGUUAGAUAUUGGUAUCGAUUCGGGUAGUAACUAAAUUUUAGAGUAUUUGCAUCUUUUUCUUACCAAUAUAAUAAGAAAAGGACGGACAAUUUAGUUUAAAACUGUCAAACCUCGUGAUUGUAGGCCGCCAGUCUUAUGCAGUGUUUAAAAAUCGAGUGGCAUUUCAGUCGUUAUUUUAAAAUUUCAUUUUCCGUCCUUUUUUAGCAGUAUUAAAGAGAGAAAGAUGCAGAUACUCUAAAUUUAGUUUAGAGAAAGACGGCAAUCUACGCCGUAAUGUAUGCAAAAUUCAAUGGAAAAUGAUCUUUGAAAGUGUAAUUUUAAGCGGAAUAAAAUUUUGUUUGUA
Molecule: messenger RNA, 2825 nt
Organism: Maniola jurtina (meadow brown)
Lineage: Eukaryota; Metazoa; Arthropoda; Insecta; Lepidoptera; Nymphalidae
Gene: Mlh1
Product: DNA mismatch repair protein Mlh1
Exons: 12
Coding region: 67-2487 (806 amino acids)
Biological process (GO): mismatch repair
Cellular component (GO): MutLalpha complex
Molecular function (GO): ATP-dependent DNA damage sensor activity; ATP hydrolysis activity; ATP binding
Source: RefSeq, a predicted model, not a curated record